This is a messenger RNA of Nezara viridula (southern green stink bug), 6793 nucleotides long. The record is from the annotation of a GenBank genome assembly. NCBI's taxonomy places the organism in Eukaryota, Metazoa, Arthropoda, Insecta, Hemiptera, Pentatomidae.
GCUAACUGUCAACACUGCGAGUUACCGAUUCAUGUUUGUUUGGGAUUUUGCUUGAGUGCAUGUGAAGGUGUUUUCAGUAUUGUAUUAUUAGUGUUUUAAAGUAAAUAAUUUCAUCAUGGCUGAUGCUGCAGCCAGACAGUUGCAGUAUGAGUACAAAGCAAACUCCAAUCUUGUACUACAAGCCGAUGUACGACUUAUUGAGAGAAGAAGCAGAGAUGAAGCUACUGGAGAAGUUAUGUCCCUUGUUGGGAAACUGGAUGGUACCAAAAUGGGUGAUAAGUUUGAAAGGACUAAACCGAUUAAAACUGAGGAAAGGAAAGUCAAAAGAUUGAAACGUGAUGAAGCUCAGUAUGAUUUUGCUAGAAUGAAAGGAACCACCUUAUUAUCUGAUAAUGGAGAUGAUAUGGUAGGAGUAGUUUAUAGGCCCAAAACACAAGAAACUAGGCAGACUUAUGAAGUAUUACUGAGUUUUAUUCAGGAAGCUCUUGGUGAUCAACCUCGCGAUAUUUUAUGUGGUGCUGCUGAUGAAGUUCUAUUUGUUCUUAAAAAUGAUCAAUUGAAAGAAAAAGAGAAAAAGGUAGAAACUGAGCAUCUUCUUGGUAGUUUAGCUGAUGAGCGAUUCGCCUUACUUGUAAAUUUAGGGAAAAAGAUUACAGAUUUUGGUAGUGAGGACAAAGUUGCACAUAUUGCUGAAGAAAAUAUUGAUGAAACAUAUGGAAUUAAUGUACAGUUUGAAGAAAGUGAAGAAGAAGAUGGAGAAGACAUGUAUGGUGAAGUUAGGGAUAUAGAUUUACAAGAUCAAAAUGAUGAAGGGGAAGAUGCCAAACAUCAUACUGCUAUUCAUGCUGAAAAUCUGGGUAGCCAUGAAGAUACUUCUAAAAAGGAGAAAGGUUUGCAUCCAUUAGAUAUAGAUGCAUAUUGGUUGCAGCGUAGACUUUCUAAGUUUUAUAAUGAUGCCAUGACUUCUCAGGCGAGGGCAGCUGAAGUCCUUCAAAUACUAGGUGAGACUACCGAUGAUCGAGAAUGUGAAAAUCAGUUAGUUUUGUUAUUAGGUUAUGAAUGCUUUGACUUUAUAAAGCUUAUUAAAAAACAUAGAAAAAUGAUUUUGUAUUGCACAUUACUUGCUUCAUCGCAAAAUGAAAGUGAAAAGACAAGGAUCAGAAACAUAAUGCAAAAUGAUCCUUCUCUAGUGAAAAUUUUGAAACAGCUUGAAGUUGGAAAAGUUGAAGAAAAUGGAGAUUCAGAAAAUAUUAGGUCUUCCAGAAGGAAAGAAGUAAUAUCACACUCUACAUCAGUGGAGGGUAUGGUUCCUGGCACAAGAGAUGUAUUAGAUUUGGAUGAUCUCUCAUUUGCCCAAGGGUCUCAUUUUAUGUCAAAUAAAAGAUGUCAGUUACCUGAUGGAUCCUUUAGGAAGCAAAGGAAAGGUUAUGAAGAGGUCCAUGUACCUGCUUUGAAACCGAAACCUUUUGAUCCUAAUGAGGAACUUGUUCCCAUCGAUAAAUUGCCUCAUUAUGUUCAGCCUGCCUUUGAUGGAUUUAGAACCUUGAAUCGCAUUCAGAGCCAUCUUUAUAAAGCUUGUCUCGAGUCUGAUGAAAAUCUUCUACUUUGUGCUCCAACAGGAGCUGGUAAGACUAAUGUUGCUCUUCUUUGCAUGCUGCGUGAAAUUGGAAAACACAUAAAUGAAGAUGGUACUAUUAAUGCAGAGGAAUUUAAAAUUAUUUAUGUAGCUCCAAUGAGAUCUCUUGUUCAAGAAAUGGUUGGAAGCUUUGGUAAAAGGCUUUCAGCAUAUAAUCUAACAGUGUCAGAAUUGACUGGUGAUCAUCAACUUACAAGAGAACAAAUUAAUGCUACUCAGAUUAUUGUGUGUACUCCAGAAAAAUGGGACAUCAUCACAAGAAAAGGAGGAGAAAAGAGCUUCACUCAGUUUGUUAAACUUGUUAUUGUUGAUGAAAUUCAUUUGCUUCAUGAUGAAAGGGGGCCAGUAAUUGAAGCUUUAGUUGCAAGAACUAUUAGAAAUAUAGAAUCUACUCAAGAAGAUGUUAGAAUCAUUGGUCUAAGUGCAACUUUACCAAAUUUUCAAGAUGUUUCUACGUUUCUCAGAGUACAUCCAAAAACAGGCUUACAUUUCUUUGAUAACAGUUUCCGUCCUGUACCAUUAGAACAGCAGUAUAUUGGAGUUACUGAGAAAAAGGCUCUGAAAAGGUUUCAGAUAAUGAAUGACAUUGUUUAUGAAAAAGUAAUGGAACACGCAGGUCGAAAUCAGGUGCUUAUCUUUGUUCAUUCUAGAAAAGAAACUGGAAAAACUGCUCGUGCAAUUCGUGACAUGUGUCUCGAGAAGGAUACUUUAGGUCAGUUUUUAAGAGAAGGUUCAGCAUCUAUGGAAGUAUUAAGAAGUGAAGCUGAACAAGUUAAAAAUAGUGAAUUAAAGGAUUUAUUACCCUAUGGGUUUGCUAUACAUCAUGCUGGAAUGUCGAGAGUGGAUAGGACUCUCGUUGAAGAUUUGUUUGCUGACAGGCAUAUUCAGGUGCUUGUAUCAACUGCUACCUUAGCUUGGGGUGUUAAUCUUCCUGCUCACACUGUAAUUAUUAAAGGCACUCAAGUAUACAAUGCUGAAAAGGGGCGUUGGGUUGAAUUGAGUGCAUUGGACGUUUUGCAGAUGCUUGGUAGAGCUGGUCGACCACAGUAUGACAACAAAGGAGAAGGUAUAUUAAUUACUAAUCAUAGUGAACUCCAAUAUUAUCUAUCAUUAUUGAAUCAGCAGUUGCCUAUAGAAUCUCAGCUUAUUACCAAACUUCCCGAUAUGCUGAAUGCUGAAAUUGUAUUGGGUUCUAUUCAAAAUAUGAAGGAUGCUGUGAAAUGGUUAGGUUACACUUAUUUGUAUAUUAGAAUGCUACGCUCACCUGCAUUAUAUGGAAUUUCCUCAGAUAAAUUAAUGCAGGAUAAGUUGUUGGAACAAUUUAGAGCCGAUUUAAUUCAUACUGCAUCGAUACAUUUAGAGAAAAGUGGUAUAAUUAAAUAUGACAAAAGAUCAGGUUAUUUUCAAUCAACAGAACUUGGUCGUAUUGCUAGUCAUUACUAUUGUACUUAUGAUACCAUUGCCACUUACAACAUGCUAUUGAAACCUACUCUCAGUGAAAUUGAACUGUUUCGAGUUUUUGCCAUGUCUGGAGAAUUUCGAAAUAUUACUGUUAGAGAAGAGGAGAAGUUAGAGCUUCAAAAACUAAUGGAAAGAGUUCCAAUACCUAUCAAAGAAAGUAUGGAAGAGCCUUCUGCAAAAGUAAAUGUUCUUUUACAGGCUUUUAUUUCACAACUAAAACUUGAAGGAUUUGCAUUAAUGUCUGAUAUGGUAUAUGUAACUCAGUCAGCUGCUAGACUUAUCCGUGCAAUUUUUGAAAUAGUAUUGUACAGAGGAUGGGCACAACUUGCUGAAAAGACUCUUUCUUUAAGUAAAAUGAUUGAUCGGAGAAUGUGGCAGUCUAUGUCUCCAUUGCGUCAGUUUAAAAAAAUUCCUGAAGAAGUUUUAAAAAAAAUAGAAAAGAAAAAUAUCCCUUGGGAAAGGCUGUUUGAUCUUGGACCUAAUGAAAUCGGUGAACUUAUCCGUAUUCCUAAACUUGGAAAAACGAUUCAUAAAUACAUUCAUCAGUUUCCCAAACUUGAACUCUCCACUCAUAUUCAGCCAAUUACAAGAUCAACAUUGAAAGUUGAAUUAGUUAUCACCCCUGAUUUCCAAUGGGAUGGAAAAGUACAUGGAGUUUCUGAAGGAUUCUGGGUCAUGGUGGAAGAUGUUGAUUCAGAAGUUAUUCUUCAUCACGAGUUCUUUUUGCUAAAAUCUAAAUAUUGUAAGGAUGAUCAUGUUAUCAAAUUUUUUGUCCCUCUUUUUGAACCUGUUCCACCGCAGUAUUUCUUAAGAGUUAUUUCGGAUCGUUGGAUUGGUUCGGAAGCACAACUUGCUAUUUCAUUCCGACAUUUAAUACUUCCAGAAAAAAAUCCUCCUUCCACUGAACUUCUUGAUUUACAGCCUCUUCCUGUUACAGCAUUGAGGAAUGUUCAGUUUGAACAGUUGUAUUCCGAUAAGUUUACCCAAUUUAAUCCUAUACAAACCCAGGUUUUUAAUGCAGUAUACAAUAGUGAUGAGAAUAUUUUUGUUGGCGCACCACAUGGGUCUGGUAAAACUGUGAUAGCUGAGUUUGCCAUUUUAAGGAUGAUAACUCAAGAUACCGAUUUUAGGUGUUUAUAUAUAACUGCUAAAGAAGCUUUAGCACAAAUUGUCUAUGCUGAAUGGCAUCACAAAUUAACUCCAUUGAUUGGUAACAGGGUUGUGUUAUUAACAGGUGAAACUGCCACUGAUCUGAAGCUUGUCUCUAAAGGUAUUGUUAUUAUUGCCUCUGCAGAAAAAUGGGAUGUCUUAUCUAGGAGGUGGAAACAGAGAAAAAAUGUUCAAAACAUACAAUUGUUAAUUGUUGAUGAUCUUCAGUUGUUAGGCAGUGACGAUGGGCCUGUUCUAGAAGUUGUAUGCUCUCGAAUGAGAUAUAUUACAUCACAAAUUGAAAAACCUUUAAGAAUUGUUGCACUUUCCUCCCCGUUAGUUGACGCACGAGAUGUGGCCCAAUGGCUAGGUUGUGGAAGUAACUGCACCUUUAAUUUUCAUCCAAGUGUUAGACCAAUACCACUUGAGCUUCAUGUUCAAGGAUUUAAUAUAACUCAUAAUGCUUCUAGAUUGAUUGCUAUGAGUAAGCCGGUUUAUAACGCCAUUUUACACCACAGCCCCCAUAAACCAGUUAUUAUUUUUGUUCCUUCUAGAAGGCAAGCAAGAUUGACAGCAAUUGAUUUAUUAACUUACACUGCUGCUGAAGCUAAUCCUACCAGAUUUUUUCAUGCUGAUCAAGAAGAUAUUGUUCCAUUUCUUGAACGAAUGAGUGAUAAAGCAUUAAAAGAAACUUUACCUCAAGGUGUGGCUUACAUGCAUGAAGGCCUAUCAUACAAUGAUAGAAGAUUGGUUGAGCAGCUUUUUGAUUCUGGAGCAAUCCAAAUAGCUGUUGUUACAAGAAAUUUAUGCUUUUCACUAAAUAUUAAUUCUUUCCUUGUAAUAGUCAUGGAUACCCAAUUUUAUAAUGGUAGGAUCCAUGUUUAUGAAGAUUAUCCUAUUACAGAAGUACUCCAUAUGGUAGGACGUGCCAACAGACCAUUAGAAGAUGAAGAUUCAAAAUGUGUUGUUAUGUGCCAAAGUUCUAAGAAAGAUUUCUUCAAAAAAUUUUUGAGUGAACCUUUACCCAUUGAGAGCCAUUUGGAUCAUAAACUCCAUGAUCAUUUCAAUGCUGAAAUUGUUACGAAAACAAUUGAAAAUAAACAAGAUGCAGUAGAUUAUCUAACAUGGACUUUACUGUAUCGUAGAUUGACUCAAAACCCAAAUUAUUACAACUUACAAGGUGUAACCCAUAGGCAUCUUUCUGAUCAUUUAUCCGAGUUAGUGGAAAAUACAUUAUCUGAUCUUGAGCAGUCUAAAUGUAUUACUAUUGAAGAUGAUAUAGAUACAAAUCCACUGAAUCUUGGAAUGAUUGCAGCCUAUUAUUAUAUUAAUUAUACUACGAUAGAACUUUUCGCGUUAUCACUAACCAGCAAAACGAAAGUACGCGGUCUUCUGGAAAUAAUAUCUUCUGCUGCUGAGUAUGAUUCUGUACCAAUUAGACAAAACGAAGACAUUCUCUUAGAACCUUUGUCUUUAAAGGUUCCUUACAAAAUUUCUCCAGCUGCUAAGUUCAAUGAUCCUCAUACAAAAGCUAAUCUUUUGUUACAAGCACAUUUAUCAAGGCUGCAAGUUGGAGCAGAACUGCAAGGUGAUACAGAUGCUAUUUUAGGAAAAUCUAUUCGGUUAAUGCAAGCCUGUGUUGAUGUGUUAAGUUCAAAUGGUUGGCUUGCACCAGCUGUUGCGGCUAUGGAAUUAGCCCAAAUGAUAACCCAAGCUAUGUGGAGCAAGGAAUCAUAUUUACGCCAACUUCCCCAUUUUACUUCUGAAUUAAUUAGAACUUGUCAAGAAAAGAAAGUUGAAACUGUAUUUGAUUUAAUGGAACUUGAUGAUGAAGAUAGAAACAAGUUACUUGGAUUAUCUGAGUCACAAAUGGCUGAUGUUGCAAAAUUUUGCAAUCGUUAUCCUAAUAUAGAACUUAUAUAUGAAAUUGAAAAUAAAGACAAAAUCAAAUCUGGAAGCCUUGUUAAUGUUAUUGUAAAUUUAGAAAGGGAAGAUGAGGUUACUGGUUCAGUAAUUGCUCCUUUCUUUCCUUUCAAAAGGGAAGAAGGUUGGUGGGUCGUUAUUGGUGAUCCAAAGGCUAAUUCAUUAUUGUCAAUCAAGAGAUUAACAUUACAGCAAAAAGCCAAGAUAAAACUUGAUUUUGUUGCUCCUGGGCCAGGAUACCAUUCCUAUACUUUAUAUUUUAUGAGCGAUGCAUAUCUAGGUUGUGAUCAAGAAUACAAGUUCAAUAUAGAAGUCAACGAAUAUGAUGCAUCUGGCGAGAGUGACUAUGAUGACUAAAAGUUUAAAAACAUAUUUGUUUAAUUUUGUGAAUAUAGUUUUAUUGAAGCCCAAAAAUUUAUUUUUGUUCAUUGUGUACAGUAAAAGUUAACAUAUAGUAAUUUGUAAUAAUUAUAAUAAAAGAAAUGUAUAUGUUAUUUGAAGGAACUUGUAAAUAAUGUAAAUUAUUGGAUUUUAAUGUUUUAGAUAUUAAAUUUGAUGCUAUUAAGAUAUUAAUUUUUAUUUUGAUGAAUUAUGUUUGAAAUAAAAUUAAGUCUAUUAGUAGUG